AUGUGCGCAGGAGGUCUUGGUGAAUUUACAUCUCCUAUUGCAAUGAUGCUAAUGGCUUUGGGAGCUAUUUUUUCUGCCAUGUUUUAUCAUCAUUUGGCAAGUUUAAGAACAGAGUCUUUUGCAAACACGAUUCAACCUUCAUCAUCGUACUACAAAGAUUUAUACACACCAAAAAUUUACAAGUCAGAACCGAACGAGUACAAUUUUGUAAUGAUUGCAGAUUUAGAUAAGGAUUCCAAGUAUCCAAAUGAAUUCAAGUGGAGAAGCUAUGUGCUUAGAGGAUUAAUCAAACGAAACAUUUCAACAGGAAAAUAUUCAAUUCAGUUUAAUGAGACGGAGUCCAAAUUUGAAAUACAGUCACUCUUAUCAAGAAAAAAUAGAAGCAUGGAAUUAAGCACUUUAUCACUGUGGAGAGGAACGUUCUAUGCUACGUGUGAUUUCACUGGAAUUGUGUAUGAAAUUGAUAUGCAAAGGGAAAGAGCCUAUCCCCGACAUGUUUUAUAUUCUGGUGACGGACACACAAAAAUACCCUUAAAAGCAGAAUGGUCAACGGUUGGUCCUGAUGAUAGAUUGUACAUUGGAUCAAUAGGAAAGGAAUGGGUAGCGCAAGGUCAAGCCUUAAAUAGACAUUGUGAGUGGGUCAAGGUAAUUGAUCGAUCUUAUUAUCAUCCUAUUUCUGUGGAUUGGGGAGAUGUUUACGCAAAGUUGCGUCAAGCAGUCAAUGCCACGGCACCAGGUUAUCUUAUUCAUGAAGCUGUAUUCUAUGACAAAUUUUUGAAAGAAUGGAUUUUCUUGCCAAGGCGUCAUUCCGUUGGCACACCUUACAGUGAAGAGGCUGAUGAAUACUUGGGAUCCAAUUUAAUGAUUCGAAUGGAUAUUGACCUGCAACAAGUUAAAAAAGUUGUAAAAAUUGGAAAAAAGAGCCCCAAUUCCGAUGAAAUGUAUGAAAAUUUUUUAGACACUCGAUUUGGGUUUACUGAUUUGGCCCGAAUUACCAAAACAGGUUCUCGACAUCACUACAUUGCAACAAGAGUAAUAGAAAUGUCUCAUCCUCAAAACUCGCAGCCUGCAGUAGCAACAUACUUGACUAUCUUUGACGAAGAUGGUGUUAUUUUGUUGGACAGUCCUACUGGCUUUGUUGAAAUGCCUGACUCGCUCGCUCAUGGAGAGAAGUAUGAAGGAAUUGAAGUUUUUGAGUAG
This is a messenger RNA of Naegleria lovaniensis, 1200 nucleotides long. RefSeq lists its product as uncharacterized. NCBI's taxonomy places the organism in Eukaryota, Heterolobosea, Eutetramitea, Acrasida, Naegleriidae. Gene Ontology annotation, biological process: proteoglycan biosynthetic process. The coding region runs from base 1 to 1200 and encodes 399 amino acids. The record is from RefSeq and is a predicted model, not a curated record. The transcript is spliced from 2 exons. Gene Ontology annotation, molecular function: GDP phosphatase activity; calcium ion binding; UDP phosphatase activity.